AUGAGAUAUUUGCCAGGACGUUUAAAUGAUGUGAAUGCAUCAAAAUAUGGGAAUGAAGAACAACUGAAAUCUUUGAUCAAAGCUUUAAACAACAAGGGAAUCCAAGCCAUUGCAGACAUAGUUCUAAAUCACAGAAUAGGGGAAAAGCAAGAUGGAAGCGGGAAAUACUAUAUCUUCGAGGGUGGAACUCCAUAUAAAUGCCUUGAUUGGGGACCUUCCUUGAUUUUCAAAGACGACGACUAUUGCGUUGGCAAUGGAAAUCUCGACACAGGAGGUCCCAUUACAGGUUCCCCAGACAUCGAUCACGUAAACCCUGUAGUCCAACAAGAGUUAUCUGAUUGGAUGAACUGGAUGAAGAUUGGGGUUUGA
This is a messenger RNA of Lactuca saligna, 369 nucleotides long. The record is from the annotation of a GenBank genome assembly. Lineage: Eukaryota; Viridiplantae; Streptophyta; Magnoliopsida; Asterales; Asteraceae.